Echinostoma caproni is the source of this 432-nucleotide messenger RNA. NCBI's taxonomy places the organism in Eukaryota, Metazoa, Platyhelminthes, Trematoda, Plagiorchiida, Echinostomatidae. The record is from the annotation of a GenBank genome assembly.
AUGGGUACUCCACGUGGAACACCAAUGAGGAAAAUUGCCGGUGGCAGCUAUCUACACUUUGGUCUUGAGGAGUGUCCUCAGUGUGCAAUGGAUGUGAUGGAAUCCCCAGAUUUGAAGUGCAUUUAUCUGCAGCUACAUGCCGACGGUUUGUCUCCGUUCAGGAACUCUAUCGUUCGAUUGUGGCCUAUAUUGGGACGCACUAUGAAACCAUUAUUCCGUGUUUUUUUGGUUGGCUUGUUCUGUGGUAUGUCCAAGCCCGGAGAUGUACAUAAAUACCUCUCGGAAACCAUUGAGGCGUUGGGUCAACUGACAUCGACCGGUGUACGAUUACAAAUGAACGCAAAAUUGGUUAAGGCGAUUCUGCAUAGUAUACUCUCAGAUGCCCCGGCAAAAAGUUACAUCAAGCAAGUCAAACAGCUCAGCGGUUUAUAA